This is a messenger RNA of Papaver somniferum (opium poppy), 816 nucleotides long. RefSeq lists its product as uncharacterized. Lineage: Eukaryota; Viridiplantae; Streptophyta; Magnoliopsida; Ranunculales; Papaveraceae. The record is from RefSeq and is a predicted model, not a curated record. Bases 1 to 816 code for a protein of 271 amino acids. The transcript has 3 exons.
AUGUUUUCUCAUCAGUACUUAAUUCUCCAGAAAAUAAAUGAUGACCAAGAACAAGCUCUUCGUUCACAAGAAGUUCAGCAUGAAGCAUCAUUUAAGGAAUUAAACACCCGGAGCGAAAAAAUCAUCCAAAGUAAAAUAAACUUGACUGUGAAGAUGAACCAACUUCAAGAACAAUAUGAUCAACUGAAGCAUUCUCAUGAUGACCUUAAGAAAAGGAAUAAUUCUCUCUCUGCUGAUAAAAAGAAGAUUCGAUCUGAUCUCAAUGGUUUAGUUGGUGACGAUUUCGAUAAAGCUAUGGAUAAUAUGAAGAAUAAUACUCUUGCCUUUUCUAAAUUCUGCGAAGAGUCUGAAAAGUCGAAUCAAUCCACUAUAUCCCAGUUGAGAUCUGACUUAGCUAAAAUUCGCAAGGAUCGUACGAACCUGGAGAUUACGAAUCUUGAAGUUUCUCUAACUGCUUCUCGAGACCGAGCGCGAAGAAGAUUCGCAUAUCUUCAAAAUUUCGCAGAAAUCAAUGCUAGAAAUAUUGAGAAAGAAGUUAUUCGCAAGGCUCACUUAAUUUUCCCUCCUCUUAAUAUAAGCGAAGACGAGAAGUAUCUAGAACCGGAUAGUGACUAUGAAUUUAUAAGCGGUGAUGAAAAAGAUCAUGAAGAUGAUAUUGAUGCUUCCUUUUCAGAGGAUCAACUUGAGAAGAACAAAUCUGGCAAUGUUGAUUCUGUUGAUAAGACUAAUGCCGAAACUAAGGACCCAAAUCCAAGCCACAAGAUUGAUGCUGAAAUGUCUUUGAUUGAUCAAUAUGUACCUUCCAACAAUGCUUAG